Molecule: messenger RNA, 3285 nt
Organism: Physella acuta
Lineage: Eukaryota; Metazoa; Mollusca; Gastropoda; Physidae
Product: streptococcal hemagglutinin-like
Source: RefSeq, a predicted model, not a curated record
UAACUCCCCUUGCCCCUCUACGCCCCGCAUAUAUUAACGUCUGCUUGGCUUCUGUAUUUCAAAUGUUGCUUUUUUUUUCUCGGCGUAUCGAAUUCGAAACUUAAUAGGAUAUUUUCACAAACAGAAAAGGAAGUGUACAAGUGUGUAAUUUCUUGGGGGAUAUAAAAAGACUAUUUUAAAACUAAUUUUGUUAAACAAAGAAUAGGACAAAGACAAUUAACAAUGGCUGAUUUUUCUACAAUUGUUUUAUUUUUGAUCUUCGGAUUAUUAUUCGUACCACCCACGAGAAGCCAGACAGCGAGUGAUGACAGUUCUCUCUACUCACCUGAAGAAAUCAGCAGUACCUUUUCAGCAAGUGAAACCUCGAACGAUAUGACGACAACAGAACUUGAUGACGUUACCUCGACGCUCCCCAGCUGGGCAGCAACUCUCUCAGCAUCAGAAGAUUCCUCCCCAGAACAAUCCAGCUUUGACGUGCAAUCAGAUUUCGUAUCCUCACAAUCUUCUACUGAUGAUAUUUCUGCCAUUUUCCCUUCGUCGACGAAUGCUUUAGAUAUAUCUGCAACAACUGUGGACUAUUCUGAGUCUUCUAGCUAUAUAGACCAAUCAACGGAGAUGGUGGGUUCUUUUAGCUCUGAGGUUGUAACAUCAACAGUUUCAGCACAAGAAUCUAUUUCACCAUCCGCAACAGAUUCAGCACAAGAAUCUAUUUCACCAUCCGCAACAGAUACAGCACAAGAAUCUAUUGUACCAUCCGCAACAGAUUCAGCACAAGAAUCUAUUUCACCAUCCGCAACAGAAUCAGCACAAGAAUCUAUUUCACCAUCCGCAACAGAUACAGCACAAGAAUCUAUUUCACCAUCCGCGACAGAUUCAGCACAAGAAUCUAUUUCACCAUCCGCAACAGAAUCAGCACAAGAAUCUAUUUCACCAUCCGCAACAGAUACAGCACAAGAAUCUAUUUCACCAUCCGCAACAGAUUCAGCACAAGAAUCUAUUUCACCAUCCGCAACAGAUACAGCACAAGAAUCUAUUUCACCAUCCGCAACAGAUUCAGCACAAGAAUCUAUUUCACCAUCCGCAACAGAUUCAGCACAAGAAUCUAUUUCACCAUCCGCAACAGAUACAGCACAAGAAUCUAUUUCACCAUCCGCAACAGAUACAGCACAAGAAUCUAUUUCACCAUCCGCAACAGAAUCAGCACAAGAGUCUAUUUCACCAUCCGCAACAGAAUCAGCACAAGAAUCUAUUUCACCAUCCGCAACAGAUACAGCACAAGAAUCUAUUUCACCAUCCGCAACAGAUACAGCACAAGAAUCUAUUUCACCAUCCGCAACAGAAUCAGCACAAGAAUCUAUUUCACCAUCCGCAACAGAUACAGCACAAGAAUCUAUUUCACCAUCCGCAACAGAUUCAGCACAAGAAUCUAUUUCACCAUCCGCAACAGAUACAGCACAAGAAUCUAUUUCACCAUCCGCAACAGAUACAGCACAAGAAUCUAUUUCACCAUCCGCAACAGAUACAGCACAAGAAUCUAUUUCACCAUCCGCAACAGAUACAGCACAAGAAUCUAUUUCACCAUCCGCAACAGAUACAGCACAAGAAUCUAUUUCACCAUCCGCAACAGAUACAGCACAAGAAUCUAUUUCACCAUCCGCAACAGAUUCAACACAAGAAUCUAUUUCACCAUCCGCAACAGAUACAGCACAAGAAUCUAUUUCACCAUCCGCAACAGAAUCAGCACAAGAAUCUAUUUCACCAUCCGCAACAGAUACAGCACAAGAAUCUAUUUCACCAUCCGCAACAGAUACAGCACAAGAAUCUAUUUCACCAUCCGCAACAGAUACAGCACAAGAAUCUAUUUCACCAUCCGCAACAGAAUCAGCACAAGAAUCUAUUUCACCAUCCGCAACAGAAUCAGCACAAGAAUCUAUUUCACCAUCCGCAACAGAUAUAGCACAAGAAUCUAUUUCACCAUCCGCAACAGAUACAGCACAAGAAUCUAUUUCACUAUCCGCAACAGAAUCAGCACAAGAAUCUAUUUCACCAUUCGCAACAGAUACAGCACAAGAAUCUAUUUCACCAUCCGCAACAGAUACAGCACAAGAAUCUAUUUCACCAUCCGCAACAGAAUCAGCACAAGAAUCUAUUUCACCAUCCGCAACAGAUACAGCACAAGAAUCUAUUUCACCAUCCGCAACAGAAUCAGCACAAGAAUCUAUUUUACCAUCCGCAACAGAAUCAGCACAAGAAUCUAUUUCACCAUUCGCAACAGAUACAGCACAAGAAUCUAUUUCACCAUCCGCAACAGAUACAGCACAAGAAUCUAUUUCACCAUCCGCAACAGAAUCAGCACAAGAAUCUAUUUCACCAUCUACAACAGACGCACCACCAGUAUCUAUAGCACCAUCUACAACAGAUGCACCACCAGUAUCUAUAGCACCAUCUACAACAGACGUACCACCAGUAUCUAUUGCACCAUCUACAACAGACGCACCACCCGUAUCUAGUGCACCAUCUACUACAGAUGCAGCCCCACAAACUACUACACAAGCUCUCACACCAUCUACGACAGAUGUUGCACCUACUCCAUCCAGCUCAAUCUACACACCGUCACAAUCUAUCUCCACCACGCCAUCUCCUCCAACGACAUCAACAACGACAUCAACAACGACAUCAACAACUUCAGCUCCUCCUCAAAGUGUCGACCUAGAGGUCUCGUUUAAUUAUGUCACAAAUUCUAGCCUGAAAAAUACAACUGACCCAGAAUACAUAGAACUGUUCAACGCAACAGAACAAUUGCUGACCAGAGAAUUUAAAAAUAUCCCAGGUUUUAUUCGCGUCAAUCUUACAAGUAUACGAAAAGGCAGUGUGAUUGCAUCUUUUACAAUCGUUAAGACAGCUUCAAGCGACUCCGCUCUCGAUGUGGAUAAAGCGAUUACAGACUUAUCUAGCAAACCUUUGGAAUUGAACGGCCAGCCAGUUACAAUAACCAACAUCACAGUCAACGGGAGAGAAUACAAUACCUCUAUGGGAGCCUGUGAGAAGGUCGCCAUUUUGUUUCCCUGCAGUGCCGAGGAAGUUUGCGUGGAGGAGGAAACAAAGGGAUCUUGCAAGAGAUUUGAUGAAACUUUAACAUUUGUAAUGUUGGUGACACCGACUGGAGACCAACAAGAUAUAAACGCAACUUUGGACGGCAAAAACAAAACGAAACAUUUGUUGUUAGCUGUAAUCGAAAAUUACACAUCGAUUGUAAAGGACAUCACAGUGCUAAACAUAAGGUAA